AAUUGGACAGUCAGUCCUCUAAUUGUCAAAUAUGUCGUCUUCGGCCAUUUAUGUGUUGGACGUGAAGGGUAAGGUGCUGAUAUCGCGGAACUACCGUGGCGAUAAUAUGGACAUGGCGGUAAUCGACAAGUUUAUGCCACUGCUGAUGGAAAAAGAGGAAGAGGGCAUGAUCACACCUAUAUUGCAAACUGCAGACUGCACCUUUGCGUACAUCAAGACCAAUAACUUGUAUAUCGUAUCGACGACCCCACGCAAUAAGAAUGUGAACAUUGCUCUGGUAUUUGUAUUUCUGCAUAAGAUUGCCCAGGUGUUCAUUGAGUAUUUCAAGGAGCUGGAGGAGGAGUCGAUUCGAGACAAUUUCGUCAUUAUCUACGAGCUGUUGGAUGAACUCAUUGAUUUUGGUUAUCCACAGACAACUGACUCGAAAAUAUUGCAGGAAUAUAUUACGCAGGAGGGCCACAAACUGGAAAUACAACCACGCAUACCUGUAGCAGUGACAAAUGCUGUCUCAUGGCGUUCGGAAGGUAUCAAAUACCGGAAAAACGAAGUAUUUUUAGAUGUCAUCGAGUCCGUUAAUCUUUUGGCCAACGCCAAUGGAAAUGUUUUACGCAGCGAAAUUGUCGGCGCCAUUAAAAUGAGAGUUUAUCUGUCCGGAAUGCCAGAACUCAGAUUAGGCCUCAAUGACAAAGUUCUAUUCGAAAGCACAGGCAGAGGGAAAUCGAAGUCGGUAGAACUGGAAGAUGUGAAAUUUCAUCAAUGCGUACGUCUGUCUCGCUUUGAAAACGAUAGAACGAUUUCUUUCAUCCCACCCGAUGGAGAAUUUGAAUUGAUGUCGUAUAGACUCAAUACACACGUCAAGCCACUGAUUUGGAUUGAAUCCGUUAUUGAGCGACACGAACAUUCUCGCGUCGAGUACAUGAUCAAGGCCAAGUCCCAGUUUAAACGUCGUUCCACGGCUAACAAUGUGGAAAUCAUUAUUCCAGUACCAGCCGAUGCCGAUUCGCCAAAAUUCAAGACCACAAUUGGCAGCUGCAAAUAUGCUCCGGAACAAAAUGCAGUUAUUUGGACUAUCAAAUCAUUCCCAGGCGGCAAAGAGUAUUUAAUGCGGGCCCACUUCGGCUUGCCAAGCGUCAAAAGUGAAGACAGUUUGGAGGGUAAGCCGCCAAUACAGGUCCACUUCGAAAUACCGUAUUUCACCACAUCGGGUAUUCAAGUUCGUUACUUAAAAAUUAUAGAAAAGAGUGGCUAUCAAGCAUUGCCAUGGGUCCGAUACAUAACCCAAAACGGAGACUACCAGUUACGCACUAACUAA
Musca vetustissima is the source of this 1312-nucleotide messenger RNA. It is a transcript of the gene AP-1mu, whose product is annotated as AP-1 complex subunit mu-1. The coding region runs from base 32 to 1312 and encodes 426 amino acids. Gene Ontology annotation, molecular function: clathrin-cargo adaptor activity. The record is from RefSeq and is a predicted model, not a curated record. NCBI's taxonomy places the organism in Eukaryota, Metazoa, Arthropoda, Insecta, Diptera, Muscidae. Gene Ontology annotation, cellular component: clathrin adaptor complex; clathrin-coated vesicle. Gene Ontology annotation, biological process: intracellular protein transport; vesicle-mediated transport. The transcript is spliced from 2 exons.